Messenger RNA from Monomorium pharaonis (pharaoh ant), 1879 nucleotides. RefSeq lists its product as uncharacterized. NCBI's taxonomy places the organism in Eukaryota, Metazoa, Arthropoda, Insecta, Hymenoptera, Formicidae. Gene Ontology annotation, biological process: septate junction assembly. The transcript is spliced from 4 exons. Bases 452 to 955 code for a protein of 167 amino acids. The record is from RefSeq and is a predicted model, not a curated record.
CUCUGCGUUUCAGUUCGGGCUGCACCGCUGCACGGCGCGGAUAAACAUUUCUCUUCCUCCUCACGACGCACGCGUCGCGACGCGCAGCGUCGUAACUGCGCGCAUUAAACUCGCCUCGGCAGUCGCGCUCGCGAGUAAGAGUGUCUCUCUGAUAGCAGAGAGAAAAAAAGAAGAAGAAAAGAGAGGAAAGGAAGUAGCACUCCCUGACGAAGAUCCGGGGCUUCGCUUUACGAGCUCGUCGCGUUUCUCCCGUGGCGAACUCGAGGAGCGAAGAACUCGGAGAGGUGAAAUCGACGGUAGGAGAAGGUGACGGUACACGUGGACGGGCGCGUGUCAGGGUCGCCAAGACUGAGCAAAGGGUGGCACGCACAGGGAACAAUCGAUCGUCAUCAAGUAGAACUGAAAAUCCUUCAAACUGGGCGACGGAAGAGGAAAACAUCGACGGGUAAGAAUGGCGGACGAAGCCCAGCAGAGUCAACAGCCGACUACUAAGAGACAUAAGGUUCUAAGUCAUCUGCCCAUCGCCAUCAAAGUGCUCGAAGUGAUACUAUCUAUCUUUGCAACUGGACUGGUGGUCGAUCCGAUGAACUCGUUCCAGCGCAUCUUCAAUAAUAGGCCGCGAUUUAAAUUGGACGACGCUGCCACUAUAUACGUCACGAUCGCCGGCUAUAUUCUCAUCAAUGCGCUCUUCAUCAUCAGCCACGCACUGGGCGAUCGCGUGCCGAAAAGAACGUUGCUGAUGUUCGCGUCCGUGGGCGGAUUUAUGCACGUCGUGGCCGGAAGUCUAAUAGUCCACAAUUGGCGGCACAUGAACGGCCAUUACUAUUACGUGCACAACAAUGAGAUCCAUCCCAGCAAGAUGUACAUGGACAUGCUUAUAUCGUCGGCCGUGUUUACAUUCGUCAACGCAGUGGCAUUUGUCGCGGAAAUUAUCGCCAUUGUGAGAUACUCGUGAAUACCUGCGUUUUCGCAAGAAAGUCCGUCGAUCCGUACGAGUCGAAGAACUCGCCGGUAUCACCAAAGCUAUGGAUAGUUUGUUUAAAAGAAAGAAGGAAGAAACAUACGAAAGAUUUUAAUCGUUAGACCUUAUUAUAAGCAGUUUCACCGAACUUUUUGAAAUUUACGUUAUAAUUUGACACCUCAAUAUUUUAUGAGUUAAGAAAUUUGAGAAAUUAAAAAUAGAAAGAAUAUAUUUGGUGAUGUGAAUCGUCACAAUUUUAAUAUCUCUUUCCCGGAGGAAGAAUUCGAGUUGUACAAUCUUUUGUACAACUCGUAAAUGAAUUGUACAAUCUUUUAAAAAUAUUAAUUCUGUAAAAUUAUCAAACAUAUGCAUAUAAAGUCGUAUUAGAAAUAGUAAGAAUAUUAUAUAAUAUUUGUUAUCACAACGUAGUAGCGUAUAAGGCCGUACAAUAUAUACAUGUAAUUAUCGUUAGAAAAGAUUUAGUAAUUAGUAGAGUUAGCAUAGUUAUAGUAAUUGUCUAAUAACGAGACCAAACGCGAAAUUACAAUCUCCUCGCACAACAGCCGCGAUUACCGAAAUAUUCUUUGCUAUUCGGAUGAAAGAAAGAUAUUCAUUCGCGUACAAAUCCGUCCAUUUUUGUACCUAAAGCGUUUAUUUCUACAGAAUAUUGCAAAUAAACAAAUUUUAUGCUACUUUUAAGUGCAAUGAAAAGAUCUCUUUCUAUUUUAGCUUAUCUACUUGUCUUUAUUCAUCUUUUUAAAUAAAAAGUAUUCGCCAGAUUGCAGCUGAUAAAUUUACAGCAUUGAUAAAGUACACAAAAAUUUGUUCAUUAAUGUUUCAUACUCUAUAUGUUUUUUUUUUUUCAGCUAAUGCUUGUAUUUUGUAUAAAAAAAUAAAUGUAAAGAUGCAAAAAUUAAA